Messenger RNA from Paramecium pentaurelia, 886 nucleotides. Lineage: Eukaryota; Ciliophora; Oligohymenophorea; Peniculida; Parameciidae. The record is from the annotation of a GenBank genome assembly.
AUGUCAUAUUAAUUUGGGAUCAAUCAAUUAUAGAGCACAACAGUUCCAAAUGCAAAGUAUAAAACUAUUCUUUGUCGACACUAUUAAGGUAUGAGAACUCAAUCUAUUAUAAUAGCAACCAAAUAAUGUGCAAUAGGUUCUAAAUGCUAAUUCGCUCAUGGUAUAGAAGAAUAAAGGCAAAUGAACGGUAAAAGAUUUAAAAAUAAUCUAAAGAUCCUCUGCCUGCUUCUGCACUUUCAUCAAUCACUACUGCUUCCCAAUCAACAACAAUUGAACAACAAUAAAAAAAUUAAUCACCUUUGUUUAAAAGUAUGAAUAAGAAAUAAAAAAGUACCUUGUAAAUACCAUCAACUCAAUUUUUGUAAGAAUGGUUCAGGUUGUCAAUAUGUACAUGGUAUGCAUUUAUUAGUUAUACCAAAUAGAUUCUGAUAUAUAAAUAUAGCCAACAUCAUAAUAACAGCAAUAAUAAUAAUAAAUCUAAUUAUUAUAAUAAUAGUAAUUGUAACAAUAAUAAUAAUAAUAAUAAUAAUAAUAACAAUAAUAACAAUAAUAACAAUAAUAAUAAUAAUAAUAAUAAUAAUAAUAAACACUAUAAACACUAUAAACAUAAUAAUAAGUGGAUCCUAUGGCCAUCACCUUGACAUAUAUAUUAAUGGAAAUGCAAUAAAUCUUUGUUUAAGAAGUAGUUUAAUUAAAUACUAUAUAGGAUUUACUAUAAAAGAUAAGGUUUGCUAUUGAACUAGUGAGAUAAGGAAAUUUAGUAUUAGCCUGUGACUAGAUCAGAACCAUAAUUAACUCAUCAGAUAGAACUGCAGAUGAAAUUCAAUAAUAUACAUUGUUAUAUAAUUAAUCAGUAGCAUAUUACAAAUAACUAUAAUAACAAUGA